This is a messenger RNA of Stylophora pistillata, 861 nucleotides long. Its product is annotated as nucleotide triphosphate diphosphatase NUDT15. Gene Ontology annotation, cellular component: cytosol. The record is from RefSeq and is a predicted model, not a curated record. Gene Ontology annotation, biological process: dGTP catabolic process. Gene Ontology annotation, molecular function: 8-oxo-7,8-dihydrodeoxyguanosine triphosphate pyrophosphatase activity. NCBI's taxonomy places the organism in Eukaryota, Metazoa, Cnidaria, Anthozoa, Scleractinia, Pocilloporidae.
UCAAAGAUGGCGGACACGAGUGCUCGACGCAAAGUCGGUGUCGGUGUUGGUGUGUUUAUAAUCUCCCCUGAUCACCCUAACUGUGUCAUAGUCGGACAGAGAAAAGGGUCAUCUGGGAGUGGGAAGUAUGGAUUGCCUGGUGGACAUUUGGAAUUUGGUGAAGAAUGGGCUGAAUGGGCAGUGAGAGAAACCUUGGAGGAGACCGGACUUAAGAUAAAGAAUGUUUCAUUUGGAACUGUAGUAAAUGCAGUUGUUUCUGAAGAAGAUUAUCAUUACAUAACAAUUUUCAUGAAAGGAGAAAUCGAUGACAGCCACGCAAAAGAGCCAGAGAACUUGGAACCAGAUAAAUGUGAAGGUUGGGGUUGGUAUGACUGGGACACAUUCCCUACUCCACUCUUUGAACCUCUCAGAAUGGCAAAACUACAGGGCUACCAACCAUUUAAUGAUGGAAUGCAUGGUCACAUCAAAUCUGCACUGUUUGGCAUUUGUCCUAAUUAGAACCAUGCACAGUGUCCAUGACACAAGAGACAAUAAACAUUGUGUUUUAGUUAAUAUUAGGUGACUUUUCAAAAUUAAGAACAAGUGCUAGUAAAAAUGGUUCUAUUACUUUUUUGAGGAAGGCAAAUUCAAUUUGCUCAUAAGCAUUUUAUCUGCUGAUAUUUUUGUGGCAUAUAAUCUGAUUACCCACACUACCAAUAGAGCCUUUUACUCUCUCUCCUCUUUUAAGAAAUUAAUUGAGUUUAAAAACUAUACUACUCCUUAUCACAGUUUUCAACAGUCUGUACUGAUUUUAAAUAUCAGGCCUAGGAUGAUAAGAAAUUUUUGACGUUGCCAUAAAUAAAGAUGAUUUCUAAACUGUAA